Messenger RNA from Theobroma cacao (cacao), 1332 nucleotides. The record is from RefSeq and is a predicted model, not a curated record. Lineage: Eukaryota; Viridiplantae; Streptophyta; Magnoliopsida; Malvales; Malvaceae.
AUGUCGGGACUCAAUACAGACAUUGUAGCCCAUAAAUUACCUUUGAAACUCGAAUGCAAACCAAUUAAGCAAAAGUUGAGAAGGAUGAAACCUGAAAUGCUGUUAAAAAUUAAGGAAGAGGUGAAAAAGCAGUUCGAUGCAGGAUUCUUGGAAGUAGCUAAGUACCCUGAAUGGGUUGCAAAUAUUGUCCCAGUGCCUAAAAAGAUGGGAAAUUUGAAGAAUGCUGGGGUAACUUAUCAACGAGCCAUGGUGACUCUUUUCCAUGACAUGAUGCACAAAGAGGUUGAGGUGUAUGUGGAUGAUAUGAUUGUAAAAGCUCGCAAAACAGAGGACCAUGCGACCAAUCUUGAAAGGUUAUUUAAGAGGUUACGAAAGUUUCAGCUCAGAUUAAAUCCGGCAAAGUGCACUUUUGGGAUCACUUCAGGAAAGUUACUUGGUUUCAUCAUUAGUGAAAGAGGAAUAAAAGUUGACCCGGAUAAACUCCUUCGCAAACACAAUCUUGGGGCAUGGAACGAGGAGUGCCAAGUUGCUUUUGACAAGGUUAAAGAAUAUCUAUUGAGUCCGCUAGUGUUGGUACCACCUGUGGCCAAGAGACCCCUCUUUUUGUACUUGACAGUAAAUGAAGGAUCCAUGGGAUGUGUGUUAGGACAGCAUGAUAAAACUGGUAAGAAAGAAAGAGCAGUUUACUACUUGAGUAAAAAGUUCACUAAGUACGAGUCCAAGUAUUCCUCGUUGGAAAAGAUGUGUUGUGCUUUAGCAUGGACGGUGUAUCGACUCUGGCAGUACAUGCUAUAUCAUACCACUUGGCUCAUUACAGAGUUGGAUCCUAUUAAAUACAUCUUUGAGAAACCAUCCUUGUCAGGUAUAGUGGCAAGAUGGCAAGUAUUAUUGUCUGAAUAUGAUAUUACAUAUGUGUCCCAAAAAGCUAUCAAAGGAAGUGCAAUUGCAUAUUUUCUAGCAGAAAGGGUGGAGGAGGAUUAUGAACCAAUGGAGUUUGAGUUCCCAGAUGAGGACCUGAUGUCGGUUUGUCAAACAAAUGAGGAGGAAUCAAAUGAGAAAGAGAAUUGGAAGAUGUUUUUCGAUGGAGCUUCAAAUGCUUUAAUGCAUGGCAUAGAAGCCGUGUUAGUGUCACCAGAAGGAGAUCAUUAUCCCGUCAUAGCCAAACUCAACUUCUAUUACAUUAAUAAUGUGGCUGAAUAUGAAGCUUGUUUCAUAGGUCUUCAGGCAACAAUCGAGAGGAAAAUUCAUGUUUUGGAAGUGUAUGGGGAUUCUGCUUUGGUCAUUUAUCAGUUGCGAGGAGAAUGGGAGACAUGUGACUCGAAGUUAAUCUAG